Messenger RNA from Cynoglossus semilaevis (tongue sole), 4205 nucleotides. RefSeq names its product extracellular leucine-rich repeat and fibronectin type III domain containing 2b (gene elfn2b). Gene Ontology annotation, cellular component: plasma membrane. Lineage: Eukaryota; Metazoa; Chordata; Actinopteri; Pleuronectiformes; Cynoglossidae. The transcript has 3 exons. Gene Ontology annotation, molecular function: protein binding. The coding region runs from base 1009 to 3837 and encodes 942 amino acids. The record is from RefSeq and is a predicted model, not a curated record.
ACAUCGUUUCACACUCACGCUGUCAAAGGGUGACAGUUAAACUCUACUAUUUUUGUUCGUGUCACUGAACUCAGGAGUUAUACCAGGGCUGAUACGUGUCAAACGGAUAGAAAGAUGAGUUGAAGACAGCGGUGAGAUCUGCUGUGAUGUACGACUGGCAGACAUGCUUCUAGAUGUAAUCCAAGAGAUGAUGUGCUGGAUGUGUCACAGAGGUUUUGCUGUGAGUGACCGGGAAGAACAGGAUUAGAAGUGAGCUCAUCACAGGGACAGCUGAGGUGAGAUAACGAGACAGAGAGACAGAGAGAGAGAGACAGAGAGACUAUUCAAAACUUAAAAUAUAAAAAUAUUUCCAUUUUGUGUAGUAUCGAACUAUCAAAACACUAAUAUCAUUGUAGUAUAAUGUUUUAUUUGUGUGAACUACUACCAGAUCAUUUUAUUUGUGUUUUUUGUUCAUUAUUUUAUUCCAGACUAAACUGUGUCUCCUGUAUCCUGUGGACAGAACCUCUCAGGACCUGAACUGUGUCUGCGAAGAUUUAUAAACAUCCAGCAAACUCCAGAUCAUUUUUUCAGUCCUUCAGAAAAACCAUAUUUUAUUCCCCAACAAAUCUGGUUCAUUGUGAGAAGAAGCAGGAAUAACAACAAACAGAUUCCCUGUAUUUCUGGAGGACCAGACCCUCCAGUCGAUCAGAGCUGAAGACACAGUGAGAGUAUGAGACAAACUACUUUAUAUCACAGCUCAACAAGAAAUGGCAUAAUGUGGGUUCCCUGUUAAUCAAAAUGACACCCACAGAGCUGUGUGACUAGCACUGUGAAUCCCUCACCCUCCCUGACCUUCCUGUACCUGACCUCAAACCUACUCAACUUUAGAACUUUGUUCACCCAUAGUAGCAACCUGUGUUGCUUUCCUUUCUUUUUUUCAAAACUCCCCCUACCUGCCUGCGCCUACUUUUCUUUGUAAUUACAACUCCCUGUUUUUUUCUUUUUUGCAACUUUUUUCUCACUGGCAACAUGCAGGGUGCUUCUUCCACCUCUGUUCUCCUGAUUUUCCCUUCCAUCCUGUUCUUUUUUGCCCCCAUGCCUAACAUGGUGAACGGGGACUGUUGGCUCAUUGAAGGGGACAAAGGAUAUGUGUGGCUGGCUAUCUGCAGCCAGAACCAGCCACCAUAUGAAACCAUCCCCCAGCACAUCAACAACACGGUCCAUGACUUGAGACUGAACGAGAACAAACUGAAGGCCGUGCUCUUUAGCUCCAUGUACCGUUUCACUAACCUGACCGACCUCAACCUCACUAAGAACGAUAUCAACUACAUCGAGGAUGGAGCCUUUGCAGGACAAGCCAACCUACAGGUUUUACAGCUGGGCUACAACAAGUUGACCAACUUAACCGAGGGUAUGAUGAGAGGGCUCGGGCGCCUACAAUGUCUCUUCCUCCAGCACAACCUCAUUGAGGUAAUUGCGAGCAAUGCAUUCUGGGAGUGCCCAAAUCUCAGCAGCAUUGAUCUGUCAUCAAACAAACUCGCUCGCAUUGAUCCGGCCACAUUUACUGUUUUAAUGCGGUUAAUGGUGUGUGAACUGGCAGCAAAUCCAUUCCACUGUGGAUGUGAUCUUUAUAGUUUCCUAACCUGGCUGGAAUCCUUCAAUAAUGUCACUCACACCUACGACCGCCUGCAGUGUGAGACACCAAAGGAAAUGUUUGGCUACCCGUUACUGAGCCCCAUCUCCUCUGGCCACGCCGGUCGCAAUGCCAAAAACAUCUUGUAUCAUCGCUGCCGAGACGGUGUGAUGAUUCCUGGAAUGACAUCUCUCCCUCCAGAUCUGGAGGGUCCUUCUGGAGUUGGACCAGAGAUGUUUGGUGGUGCGGGGCCAUACCACCAGCCUGUCACCUCUUCAUCAUCUACUGCCCCCCUUGUUCCAAGCAUCAAGGUCCAGCGUGUCACCUCGUCGUCAGCGUCCUUACUUGUACAUAUUCCAAACCCUUUUAGCAAAAUGUAUAUUCUGAGCCAGUACAACAACACGUAUGUGUCGGAUGUUAAGACCUUGAAAAUUAAGAAAGAGGUGGUCACAGUCACCCCACUCAAACCACACAAUAAUUACACCUUCUGUGUUGUAUCUGUCCGCACCUCUCAACGCUACAAUCACACCUGCAUCCAGUUUUCUACGCCGGCUAAAAAUCAAGAUGACAUACCGCCAACUUCCACCACCACCCAUUACAUUAUGACCAUCGUGGGCUGCCUUUUUGGAAUGCUGAUCAUUUUAGGCUUUGUCUACUAUUGUCUGCGAAAGAAACGGGUACAUGAUGAGAAAAAGAAAUCCAUCUGCGUCAAAAAAACCAUUCUGGAGAUGCGCUAUGGACCUGAGGUUGCGGCAGCAGUGGCAAAUGAUCCGUCUGCGGUGCACAAGCUUCAGGAGCAGUCACGAGAACAUCACCAGUAUCAGCAUCAUCAUGGAGCCAAACUUCCUCUGUCCACAUCCUCCAGCUCUGGAAUGUUGCACUCAGCCAACACCAGCUCUUCUAGACUUAUCUCCAUCCCACAAGUGGAAAAGCUGGCCACUGCGUUUUCAGAGGCCAGAGCGGCAAGCAAAGGAAACUACAUGGACGUCAGACCUGGAGGGAUGGGAGACGGGGGCUACGGUGCAUUAAGAGGGAUUCAGUUGAAAGGUGAUGAUGAUAUCGAUAUGGGGGAUGACUCGGAUGACGAUGAUGGACAUGGAUCUGCCUCAGAGAUCUCCACCAUUGCAAUGGAGGUAGACAAGGUUAACCAGAUCAUUAACAACUGCAUUGAUGCCCUGAAACUAGAUGCAGCAGUUGCUGCUUCAGGUGUGUCGAAUGACAACACGGCCUCCUCUAACCCCACCUCUCCUCCCCCCAACAGUGGAUCCUCCCUUACCCGUGGGCUUAUUCCUCUUUCCCAAGUGGUAGAGACCGGCCAAGUCCUUGCUCCUAACAAAAUACCUCCUCCACCUCCUCUUCCUACCUUGAAUGCCCCUCUUGCUGAGCGCCCCGGCAUCAGUGGUGGUGGUUUUGUCGUCACUCCUCCUUACAGGCCCCCUCCACCGGCCAAUGCUGUACGGCCUAUACAGCGUCAGAUGAGCGCAGAUGCAGCUGUUGUUAUGGUUAACGCUGUCAAGAAGCAGUGCAGCACCACAUCGUGUGGUUCCAUGGAUCGGGACAGGGAUCGAGGAGGAGCCAGGGUGUACAGCCUGGACAUUCCCGAGCCGAGGAGCCCGGAUGCCUGUAAUCAGCAGCAGUUCCAGGACAGGGCUAGUCCCUUGGGCUGUGGGGAGCCCCUAGAGAGGCUGCCACUGGUAGGCAGCGGGAGCUGUGGUGGAGGGGGUGGUGGUGGUUGCGACAGUGGUGGUGUUGGUGCCCAGCACCAGGACAGCCAGAACCCACACCACUAUCAUCAACAACAGCAGCAGCAGCAGCAGCAGCAGCAGCAGCAUUGUGAGGCGCAGCAGGACUACCACUGCUCGGAGCACCGCCACUCUGUCCCAGCUCUCUACUAUGAAGGCUCACGCAAGGGCUCCCCAUCCCAGAGGGUUUCAUUCCUCAAGCCUCUGACCCGCUCACGCAGGGAUGCGGCAUCUUACUCCCAGCUGUCACCUGCCCGUCACCAUUCUACUUACUCUGGCUACUCCUCCAGCCCAGAGUACUCUUCGGAGAGCUCACUGCGGAUCUGGGAGCGAUUCCGUCCGUACAAGAAGGGUCAGCAUGAUGAGGCCUGUUAUGUGACGGCGGGGAACGCCCUUAGAAAAAAGGUGCAGUUUGCCAAAGGUGAAGACUUGCAUGACAUCCUUGAUUACUGGAAGGGUGUAUCUGCACAGCAGAAGCUAUGACUGUAGGACCAAAGCAAAGCCUUGUUGGAUAUGAAACGUUAAGAUAAGUGAAACCCUCCGAAGUUCACUGGGAGAAAACGUGCGACAAAAAUUUUGCCUUUGGGUUCUCUUGGCAUGCUAGGUGUAUAGAAUUUUGUGCUAAGAACAAGGAGUGUAAAAACCGUGCCUGGGAUUUGUGAGUAAAUAUCAUGUUUUUAUUUUAUACUUCUUUGUAGCCCAAUAUCUCCAGUAUUCAGAUGUAGUUUGGUGGGGUUUAUUUUUAGCAAAAGGGAGCAAAUUCUACAUCCAAUCUGUAUUUUAAUUUAUUCUAUUUUGUAAAUUUGGUCAUGACCCAUUUUUAUUAGUGCCAUCCUGUCAUGUAUGGUCAA